Cherax quadricarinatus is the source of this 1467-nucleotide messenger RNA. The record is from RefSeq and is a predicted model, not a curated record. NCBI's taxonomy places the organism in Eukaryota, Metazoa, Arthropoda, Malacostraca, Decapoda, Parastacidae.
GACGUUGCAGACCCCGUCAAGGUGGACGUCUAUUUCGAGACUCUGUGUCCAGACAGCAUCGCUUUCUUCGUGGAUCAGUUACAGCCGACCUGGAAGGCCGUUCCAGAGAUACUGCAAGUUGAACUCACAGCGUAUGGGUUUGCUAGUGUAACACCUUCAGAAGACGGCUAUACCUUCGAGUGCCAACACGGGGCCAACGAGUGCCACGGGAACCUCGUUGUCUCUUGCGCUAAGAGCAUCAUCGUUGAACAUAACACCUUCGUUGAUUUCACUAUCUGUCUCAUGACCGGCGAAUCACCUCCCGACGAAGGAGAGAGGUGUGCCCAGGAGGUGGGAGUGGAGUGGGACCCCAUCAACCAGUGUGCCGAGUCAGUGGAUGGAGAGCUGUUGCUGUAUGAACAAGGUCAGAAGCAAGAGGCCCUCGACCCCGUCCCUGACUGGAUGCCCUGGAUUAUAAUCAAUGACGAAUUCACUGAGGAUAAUUUAGUCGAGGCUCAGGUCGACCUGCUGAAUCUCGUGUGUCGUGUGUACGAGGGGUCGCCGCCCCCGGGCUGCGCCUAAGGCUUCAGGAGACCCCUUCAACCCCUUGGCUGCCCCUUCCCACACAUCCCUCCAUGAUAGCUGCCAAUAGUGCCAUUAUACAGAAUAUAUACACAAACUGACUACGCAAAAAUACAAUUUUGUGACCGGAUCAAUUUGGACGUCGGAUCACCUCACUAGUCCUAUUAUUAUUACUAUUAUUAUUAUUAUUACUAUUAUUAUUAUUAUUACUAUUAUUAUUAUUACUAUUAUUAUUAUCAUCUCAUCAUUAUUACCACCAGACCUUAACUCGUAACACUAGAAUAACAAGAUUGACUACAAACAAUGCUACUACCUGGAGAGUCUUCCGGGGGUCAACGCCCCCGCGGCCCAGUCCUCCUGGUCGAUCAGGGCCUGAUCAACCAGGCUGUUACUGCUGGCUGCACGUAGUCCAAAGUACGAACCACAGCUCGGCUGAUAGGGUACUGACUUUAGUUAUCUGUUCAGCUUCCUCUGGAAGGCAGCCAGGGGUCUUGAAGGCAGCCAGGGGUCUUGAAGGCAGCCAGGGUUCUUGAAGGCAGCCAGGGGUCUUGAAGGCAGCCAGGGGUCUUGAAGGCAGCCAGGGGUCUUGAAGGCAGCCAGGGGUCUUGAAGGCAGCCGGGGGUCUUGAAGGCAGCCGGGGGUCUUGAAGGCAGCCAGGGGUCUUGAAGGCAGCCAGGGGUCUUGAAGGCAGCCAGGGGUCUUGAAGGCAGCCAGGGGUCUUGAAGGCAGCCAGGGGUCUUGAAGGCAGCCAGGGGUCUUGAAGGCAGCCAGGGGUCUGGAAGGCAGCCAGGGGUCUGGAAGGCAGCCAGGGGUCUAUGCACCACAAAAACACUCUAUUGUUACAAAAUUAUUGACAAGACUUAUUUGGUCCUUACUGAUUUUCUAGCAAUAAAAAAAAUGGAUAAU